Messenger RNA from Cicer arietinum (chickpea), 2281 nucleotides. RefSeq names its product U-box domain-containing protein 18-like. Gene Ontology annotation, biological process: protein ubiquitination. NCBI's taxonomy places the organism in Eukaryota, Viridiplantae, Streptophyta, Magnoliopsida, Fabales, Fabaceae. The record is from RefSeq and is a predicted model, not a curated record. Gene Ontology annotation, molecular function: ubiquitin-protein transferase activity; protein binding.
UUUUUUACACGUCAUCACAAUAAUUUGACCAUAUAAUAAUUCAAUUAUUAUCUUCAUUCUCCCUGCCCUGGAAUAUACAGGAAACACAUUUAUUUCUCUUUGCUAAUGACUUCUAAUAAGAUCAAUCAAACUCCAACCCGACGGCGUCCCUUAACCUUCCCGGCAGUCCACCCCUGCAAAUCCAUAUCUCCGGCAACCCUCCUCAGUUCAUUAAUCACUCUCUCACAAAACAUAUGCACUUUCCAACCAAACUCCUUCCCCACACAAAAACGAAACGCCAAAGAAACUAAGCGCCAAAUCACAAUUCUCCUCAUAUUCUUCCAAGAACUCCAUCACCGUCGUUCUUUCAUCCCAAAACAAAUCAUUCCCAUUUUCUCGGAACUCCACUUCACCCUCCAACAUAUCCACUUCUUAAUACAAGACUGUUCCCUCCAAAACGCACGCCUCUGGAUUCUCUUCAAAUCACAAUUCGUCGCCACACAGUUUCACCUUCUCGUCCGUUCCGUAUCCAAAUCUCUCCACUCGUUACCCCUCCACGUCCUCGAUAUAUGCGACGAGGUUAAAGAACUAAUUGAAUUACUAACCAAACAAGCCGCAAAAGUGAAAUUGGAACUCGACGAAAACGACGAACGCGAAGCCAAACGAGUCACUUUAAUUUUGAAUCAAUUAGAAAAAGGAACCGAACCAGACGUUAAUUCCAUGAAGCAAGUACUCGAUUACCUUGAAAUCAAAACUUGGAUCGAUUGCAACGAAGAUAUCAAAUUCCUCCAAAACGUAGAGAAAGAGGUUCCUCUGUUGAAAGGUUUAAUAGGUUUUUUGUGCUAUUGUCGUGUGAUCAUAUUCGAAUCCCUAGAUUUUCAAUCGCUUAACCGUAAUAAUAGAUCAGAAACCGGGUGCAGCAUAGGGAUGUUAAACUGCGUAACACCGAAUGAUUACCGUUGUCCAAUUUCACUCGAACUCAUGACAGAUCCUGUAACCGUUUCCACUGGCCAAACAUACAACAGAGCUUCAAUUCUAAAAUGGUUAAAAGACGGAAACAUGACGUGUCCAAUAACAGGGGAAAGACUCAUUUCAACGGAGCUUUUUCCAAAUACAGCACUCAAAAAACUUAUCCAAAAAUUCUGUUACGAUAACGGAAUUUCAACAACCAAGUCCCACGUCAGCAUAACAACGGCAACCACCGUGAAUACUGAUUCUCCCGCUGCAGCACACGCGAUACAGUUCGCGUCGUGGUCACUCGCUCGAAUGUUAGUUUUCGGAACAGAGGAACAGAAAAACAAAGCAGCUUACGAAAUUCGUUUACUCUCUAAAUCAAACGUGUUCAACACGGCGUGUUUGGCUGAAAUGGGAACAGUGCCACCGUUACUCGAUCUUAUUCAAACUACAACUACGCAAGAGAACGCAAUCGCUGCUCUUUUGAAGCUUUCAAAGCAUAUCAUUGGCCGCGAAGCUAUCAUGGAGAGUAGAGGUUUAGAAUCUCUUGUUACGGUUCUCAAAAGAGGUUAUAGUUUAGAAGCUCGCAGAGACGCAGCUGGUAUAAUAUUUUAUCUCACUUCGGUGAAAGAGUACAGAAAAUUAAUAGGAGAAAAUUCAGAAGCAGUCCAUGGUUUAGUUGAAAUAAUAAAAGAAGGAACAAUUUGUGGAAAAAAGAACGCCAUUGUUGCUAUUUUCGGUUUGCUUUUGCUUCCUAAGAAUCGUUCUAAGGUGCUUGUUUCUGGUGCUGUUCCUGCUAUUGUUAACGUUUUGUCUUCUUCAGAUAGAGCUUAUGUUGUUAAUGAUUGUUUAGCGGUUUUGGUAGUUUUGGCGGAUAGUGGUGAAGGUGCUUUGGCUAUAUUAGAAGGUUUGGAUUUGUGUUUGGUUGUUGGGGUUUUGAAAUCUGCAACUUCACGUGAAGAGAAGGAGUACUGUGUUUCUAUUUUGUUGUCGCUGUGUGUUAAUAUUGGUGCACAGGUUGUUGGUGUUUUGGUGAAGGAUGCUUCGCUUAUGCCAUUGCUUUAUGCAAUUAUUACGGAUGGUACUCCUCAAGCGGAAAAGAAAGCACGUAAGCUUAUUAAUGUCUUGCAAGAAUUCCUUGAGAAGAGGACUUUGGGAAUGGUGGGAUCCUCUGUUUCGCACUAAAGAUUGCUUCCUUUGAAUUAGUUUGAAAGCUUCUUCCUUUUUCUCCUUGGAAAUAAAUGUAGAAUGUACUAUAAUCUUAGUUUAUCUUAUAGCUUAAGAAAUAUUGGAUUAGCUCCAUGUUUAUUUUUUCAACGAGCUAAUUUAAAUUAAUUAAUAGCUUUUA